This is a messenger RNA of Parnassius apollo (apollo), 1242 nucleotides long. Lineage: Eukaryota; Metazoa; Arthropoda; Insecta; Lepidoptera; Papilionidae. The record is from the annotation of a GenBank genome assembly.
AUGUUACUGGUUAUCACACAGACGUGUUUAGUUUUGACGACAAGGCGACGACAAGUUUUUACAUCAAAGAUCAAGCAAAUGAUUCACAUCGGCGGAGUAAUUACUCAAAAGGAGGGCGUCAAGUGUUUUGAUGACAUUAGCAACUUCGUAGGACGCUGUAAGCUGCUACGUGACUGUCCAUCAGCUGAGAGCCAUUUCUCGUCUACAGGAAUUCGGCCAGUUUUUUGUGAAUAUUCUGUAAGAAAAAUACUUGUGUGCUGUAGAGAAUCAGGGACAUGGUCACCUGCCUCACACGAGCCUGUUGAAGAAGAAAGACCUACGUGGGGCUUUGUACAUCAUAAUCACGUCAGAAAACGAGUCAGCGAGCGUAAAUGUGAGGUCUAUAGCAAAGCCGUGGUGCAGCAGGUCGACUUCAUCAGUCUCCUUCCUGAUCCUGAGCCCAUAUCGAUAUCGGCUGCCAAUUGUAAUUACACUGGCGUGGAACUUAUCGUUGGUGGGGUGAAUGCUCAGCAAGGGGAAUUCCCUCACAUGGCGGCCAUAGGCUGGCUAGAGUACGAUGACGACUACGCGUUCAGCUGCGGUGGCAGCCUCAUCAGCGAGAGGUUCGUGAUGACAGCCGGCCAUUGUACCAAGAAGCCCAGGUUCGGGGAGCCGACCAUCGUACGUCUCGGCGAACAGAACUUAGAUCCAAAUGUGAGGGAUGGAGCGACUCCGAUCGAUGUACGAAUUAAAGCGAUACACAAGCACCCGGACUACAAGCCACCGAACCGUUAUAACGAUAUCGCACUCCUGGAGUUGGCGGAAGACGUCCAAUUCAAUGAUAAUAUACGACCUGCAUGCUUGUGGACGAAGGAGAACUUCGGUGAGCACAGGAAGGCCUACGCGACCGGUUGGGGUGUCGUUGAUCCCGAUACUCAGCAAACUUCGAAAGAGCUACAGAAGGUGUCGCUUUCUCUGCUUACCAAUGAAUACUGUGAUCGCAUCUUGAGAAGGAACAGACACUGGCAUGGCUUCGCACCCUCACAGAUGUGUGCUGGGGAGUUGCGUGGAGGGAAGGAUACCUGUCAGGGUGACUCCGGUUCUCCCCUUCAAGUGGUAUCCGAAGACAACCAGUGCCUCUUCUACGUCAUCGGUGUAACGUCAUUCGGCGGAAAAUGCGCCCAGAUUGGCCAACCUGCCAUUUACACCAGAGUCUCCAGCUAUCUAGAUUGGAUAGAGAACUUGGUGUGGCCAGGAGAAUAG